AAAGAGUGAAUGCCAUGCGUCAAGCGUCACCGUAGUAACGUUACUCAAAUUACACCUACUGUGCAUCGCGUGAUUCAUCUGAAAUUCCAUUGUUUAUUCAAAAGUAUACGUGGACAAUUAUUUACGAAGCGUCUCAAUGUUAUUUUUGAUAACAGUGUUACGUGGUAGACGUACGUCAUUUUCGCAGAGAAAUCAAAAAGUGAUCGUUUUAAAACUCGAACGAUAAGAAUCGACUCUGAACAGUCAAGCAUAAAAAGUUCGUUCAGAUGUUGAUUAUAAAAUUAAAAGCCUUGCAGCGAUAUGGAUACUAAUUACAAAGCAAACAUCCUCAAGUGGCUACCAUAUCCUGGCGUCAUCCUCGAGAAAUGGUUAGCUGAAUCGUUGGCGCUUAUCGAGAGAAUGGGCAAGCUCGUGGAAUGCAUAGCCUUAAUCAUCCAAGACAUUACAGACGUGCAGGCUUGUGAUCUAGAGGUAUACAAAGGUGUCGCGAACGACUUAGAAGAAGCGAUGAACGAAUACAAGCUAAUUUGUACAGUGACUCUCAGCGCGCAUCCAAUAUACAAAUUUAAAAUGUGUCAUUUCUUGACGCAGUUGAAACGCAAAAUGAAUACGCUUGCCAGGUUUACUAAAAAUUUGAUCAACGAAAUCGUUGACUGUAACAGCGACGAAUUACUCAGAGUAAUUUUCAGAUUAGUGAACAUUUAUAACAAUAUUUUGGAUAUGAAUAUCGAUGUUUCGGAUUCAUCGACGAACGUGUUCUAUAACGAUUGUCCAUCCAUGUUGGAACCUCUGAAAAAGAUGUCUGUUACACGAAUACUACAGGCGUUAGCGAAAAAUAGGGCAGAGGAAUCUUGCCACGAACUUAUCGAUUGUCUAUUGGCGAAUUACGAACCCCAUGAGAAAACCGAUCCUGCAUCAGCAAUGUCCGCGGACGUGGAUGCUUCGGAAAAUUCCAGCAUCGAGAUCUACCGGGCCCUCACGAGACACUUAACGCCACCGACGGAAAGUUCAUCUUGCAAAGUCGAUUUGGAAGUGUCGGACAUCGAAAACAUUCAGACCCUGGUCAACACUCAGAACGAACAGGUUCUUCGGUUGUUAAAUAUCGUGCAACAAGUUUCACCGCAGCUGUUAGGUGUCGAUGCAACGAAGACCGUCAAAGGCGAGACAAGAGUGAGAGGUAGCGCGAUGAAGAAAGUGAAAAAUUAUUAUCAGGAAGUGGCAUGGGGUGCACUGUCAGGAAUUCUAGAUCACGUUGUUCUUUGGUGGUCUCGAGAAGCGCUUGCUACACGUCACAGUCAUGGAGCACAGCAACUGAAGGAUUGGUUGAGCCAUUUUGUUCAAAGGAACCACGUACCACAGACCGUGAGACCGGCAUUGCAAAACCUCUGCGACGCUCUUGGUUAUCAUGCUACCGUUACCGAGUGGGACCAUCUCUUCAGACUAGCCUACACGUCGUCUUUUCAAUGUCAAUCGAAAGCCUCGUCUACGGAGGGGACCAAUACGGGUCAGAUGUUCAUCGAGUUGUUCCAGUUGCUCGUUCGAUUGAGUAACGAGUGCGAGGCAGGCGGUGAAUGGGUGAUCGGAGCACCGUUGAUGGAGUUACCUCUGUCGGAACAGAUCGUCGUUCUUCACCGAUUGGAUCAUUCGGUUCACACUGCCAGAUUGUGGAUUGUUCAGGAAGCGAAGAUCAUAGCUCACACGUGGGAACUCGAUGUAUUCUUCUUGUUGGUCAAAGGCGAUAUAGUGAACUGCCUGGAAGAGUUGUCUUAUCUAAAGCUUGCUGAUCAUGCUAGCACGCUAUCGAUGGAUUCUGUCAGUGUUCAGGUAUACGUUUGCGCAAAGAUGAGGGCGAAAAUCGUGUCAGAAGUGAGCGUCAAUAUAGAGUUACUUCAGAAGUGUUCUACUCAGUGCGUGGAUAUUCUUGCGAAAAUCUGUCGCGUGAUCAGUUUGGCGAAUCUGCACAUGUGCUUUCCACCAUCGAGUUAUUGGAGAAAAGGAAGCGACGAUGCUCCAGUGGCUGCCAGUCUUUACGUGGAACCAUAUUUUGAAAAAGUGCUACUUCCGGUGUUGGAGGUCAUCGAAGACCCCGAGACGUCCAAUAUGAUCCUCAGAAUCAUGUGCGAGGCGUGGCUCGAUUAUAUAUAUCUGCACCGAAUCAAAUUUAGCGAAUGUGGCGCGCUGCAAUUACUCACGGACUUUGCAUACGUGUCGAAGUGGGUCUCGAAUUGCUCGAUCAUUUCUCAGAACGUACGGAGUCAGUUGCUGAAGAACGAGGUUCUUCGACGUUGCGAGGGAGUGGGUCGGCUCCUUCUGCGACAACCCGGCGAAGCGAUUUCGAUGCGCAAACGAUUGAGUACGAGACGAAAUAGUGAAGCGAGGAAGCGGCGACAAAAACGACGAAUUUUUCUCUGUCUAAUUUUUCAGCUAGGAGAACGAACGAACGGGGAUCACCCGAAUCACCGGGAUUGGAACGCAUGCCAGCGGAAAUGUACGUUCCAAAUCAGAAACAGUGGCUGGAGCUACGAGCGUCGAAGGUGUACAACUUUUGCUGCACGAAAUGAAACGAUUAAAUUAUUUUAGUCGACAUAUAUACAGGGUGUGCCAAUAAAAUGUAUUCACACUUUAUUAUUAUACAACUAUUAGAUAAGGUGAAUGAAGAGUAAGUUGAACGUUCACAAUGACCUGCAUCAGCAUCAAAGCCGUCGAAUAUUUUUGCUAUCAUUCUUAUGCUCAAUAUUACUUAUGUAUACAUUUUACCGUCACAUCCUGCAUUUGUACACCAAUUUCUAAACCACUACAUCUUUAAAAUAUGUAUACAUUCUAAACAAAUAUAAUAAUUUGGAACAAUA
Megachile rotundata (alfalfa leafcutting bee) is the source of this 2849-nucleotide messenger RNA. RefSeq names its product coiled-coil domain-containing protein 142. The record is from RefSeq and is a predicted model, not a curated record. Lineage: Eukaryota; Metazoa; Arthropoda; Insecta; Hymenoptera; Megachilidae.